AUGUCGACAAAGAUGGCAGAGCGCCUAAAGGGCAAGACUAUCGUCAUCACCGGUGCUUCUUCUGGCAUUGGCAAAUCCACAGCAAUCGAAUUCGCCCGGACACAGCCCGACGACCUCAAGCUUAUCCUCACUGCGCGGCGAGAAGACACAUUGAAAGAGGUCGCUCAGGAAAUUCAAGGCUUUGCAAAAGGCGUCAAGGUUCUACCAGUCAAACUUGACGUCAGCAAGCCGGACGAAGUCCAGAACUUUGUCGGAAAUCUGCCACAAGAUUACAAGGACAUUGAUGUGCUCGUCAACAACGCCGGCCUUGUAAAAGGUGUUGCGCAAGCUCCCGACAUCUCACCCGCCGACAUCGACACCAUGUUCAGCACAAACGUGACCGGCCUAAUCAACAUGACGCAAGCCAUCCUACCCAUCUUCAAAGCGCGAUCCACACCCUCCGGCGACAUUAUAAACAUUGGUAGUAUCGCAGGUCGCGAGCCCUACCAAGGCGGAUCCAUCUACUGCGCUACAAAGGCUGCUGUGCGCUCCUUCACAGAUGCCAUGCGCAAGGAGCUUAUCGCUACACGGAUACGCGUCAUCGAGAUUGAUCCUGGACAAGUUGAGACAGAAUUCAGUGUAGUCAGGUUUGGAGGCGACAAAGAGAAGGCGAAGAAGGUCUACGAGGGCGUUGAACCGCUGACACCGGAGGACAUCGCGGAGGUUGUGGUAUUCGCUGCGGGACGGAGGGAGAAUGUGGUGUUGGCUGAUAGUCUGAUCUUCCCGAACCACCAGGCGGCAGCGACAGUCAUGCACCGGAAACCUACCGGCCCACAGCCUGAGAUCAAUGUAGCCUUCGAUUCGUCUGCCAAUGAUCCCCCUGAACAUCCCACUUCCUUUCCGCGCAUUGUAAGGAGCUUCGCGUUAAUGGACGUGAAGACAAAGCGAGAUGUACAAGGUUACAUUGUCGGACAGUACAAGGCCAUUAAGCAAAUGGGCCACGAGCACAUCACCGCGACUGGCACCAAAACAGUCUUCUUCCUUGGUCAAGCACAACAAGAGGAAGAGUUCGACAUAUUAGACGAGGAUAUGAAGACCGACCUGGGCGAGUACAUCAACGAGGAUGAGGAUGCGGAUCGCUCAUGGCGUGGGGUUUGCGACUUCAUGCAGAAAAUUCCGACCUCCAAGGCUGUGGCGCCGACAGAGUUCAAGGAUAAGAACAUUUUGGACACUGAGACACCUCAUCAAGCCCGCUUGAUGCGUGCCCAGAGUGCGCCCUCUCUGGCUCGAUGUAUCGCGAAUGCUAGCUUUGACAGCGCCGGAUCAGAGACAGACUCUGACUCAGAAGACGACGACAUCGAUCUUGAACUGAAAAUCGAGAACGCACUCUCGUCCUUUGCUAAAAAGGUCGAGGAAUUAGAGGAUGUAGCAGGAGCGCUGUCAAUCACGCCACCCGGCCGCACAUAUUCUGAAGCUCACCCAUUUACACCAUCGCCUCCCAAGGACAUCGAUAUACCAUACCCCUGUGGACCAAAGCACAACUCUCGACUUCGUCGUCAUAGCGGUAACCGUUCACUCGCAUCACUGAUCGCUCACGUUGAGGAUCACCGUGGCACUGUGCGGGGUGGGAAGGUUGCACUCGAUCCACCUAUCACCACUACCAAAGAAUGGUCUAGUGGGCUGCAGACGUGGGAGGGUGAAAGCUGGCCCAACGCACCCGAGCGCAUUGGAAACGACUUUGAAGACGCCCAGAACUCUAUCACGAGGAAUGAAUCCGAGGACUGCGACGUAGAAGAGCUCUCACAGCUACGUGCGUCGCUGACGGAAACUACGGACAAUGACGAACCCAUGUGGCCUGAAGUCAUCGCCAACCGCCCGUAUACGGCUCCGCUUAUGUACGAGGAAGCCGCCGAUUUUAUUGAACAUGUCGCCACUAAUCCGGAUGUUGAUUCCGAAUGUUGGUCAGAACCCUUGGAUGGUUGUGCGAAACCGCGUCGCAAGUGGACUAGCAAGAUGAAGCAUUGUCUCAAGAAAAUACCCCAAAACACAAAGCAGGCUACCCACGACUAUGUCAAAGCGACGAAACGAUUCUCACGGACUGCUUGGCGCGUGUUGCCAGCUGCGCUGUCGAGCCGACAUCCGUUCCAGAAGAUCGACAGCAUCCUCUAG
Molecule: messenger RNA, 2148 nt
Organism: Alternaria ethzedia
Lineage: Eukaryota; Fungi; Ascomycota; Dothideomycetes; Pleosporales; Pleosporaceae
Exons: 5
Coding region: 1-2148 (715 amino acids)
Cellular component (GO): cytosol
Molecular function (GO): oxidoreductase activity
Source: RefSeq, a predicted model, not a curated record